AUGUGCUGUGUAAAUCAGUUGCCAGCCUGUUGGCCGACAAAUGUUAUCCAGACGUGGUUGAAAACAUGUGUGAGAAACGCGAUCAAUCUGCCUCCAGCUAGAGCGGCGAUGUGGCUACAUUUAGUGGCUUUAUCAGGCGGCCUGUGUGCGGUAAAGCUUAGAUGGCGUCAAAAGUUCAAGUUUUGCUAUCGGGUGGCGAGUGCCGCCUGCCCCCACUCAUCUAACUUCAGCCAUUACUGGGGUCUUCCAUUCGUUCCAAUUUCAAAUUUGAAGCUGAUGCCACGAUAUAUGACACCACAGCUUUGUCGAGAGCAUCUUGGACUAAACAAUGAAGAUUAA
Molecule: messenger RNA, 339 nt
Organism: Leptosia nina
Lineage: Eukaryota; Metazoa; Arthropoda; Insecta; Lepidoptera; Pieridae
Source: the annotation of a GenBank genome assembly